GGGAGGGAUAGCUUGCUUAUCUUUGAUUGGUCAUGAAGACGCAAAUAGAGGAGCAAACAAGGAGAGAUCAUCGUUUAACUUUGGACAACACCUCUAGUUCAGGCUUCAGAGUUCAGAGCUGUCGUUGAUCGAUACGAAGAAAAAGGGAUGGAUGGAUGAAAAAUUCGACGAAGUGAACUACUGAAUGAUCGCUUCCUACUGAUCUUGUGGCCAGCCAUGUGAUCAGUUCUUCGAUCUUGUCACUCUAGCUAUUCGCACAAUUUUCUUGCUAUAUUGUCUCCUUCACCUCUGAAGCUCGUGAAUUUCCAGUUUUCAUACUAAGAAGCAUUUCCGAUUUUUGUUGCAGACAAUGAAAUUCUCUACUCCGGAUUUUGAGAUGGAAGACGAUGCGAUCACAACCUCUUGGGGGUUAUAUAGGCAGAAUAAAUUCACAGUUCCUGAAGAUGAGGUAGUAGAGCUUCUUUGGCAAAAUGGUCAAAUAGUUAUGCAGAGCCAGCGAUCUCUCAGGAAAUCCCUGCCAAAAUUUGAUGCUGUUAUUCCUGCCGAAGGAUCGUCGGCUGAGGAGACUCGAACAACUACGGCCGCAACAACUGCUACAAUAUCGUCCGAGAAAGAAGCAGUAGUUAAUCCAGUCUUCAUGCAGGAAGACGAGACGGCUUCUUGGUUGCAUUAUCCUUUGGAAGAUUCAUUCACUACUGAUAUCGUAUAUCCCACUCCGUCCAAUGGUAGUCAGAUUCCAGAAAGACGGCCAGAAAAUAAACAUCCAGCAGCUCCUCGGCCACCAAUCCCACCUGCAACGCGUGCAGAACUGGAUUCGGCUGCCAAAUUCCAGCGCUUCAUGCAUUUCUCGUUGCCGAAGGGGAAAGGCGAAGCGAAGCCGUCGAAUGCCAAUAAGGCGGUGAGAGAAACGACGGUUAUUGAUUCGAGCGACACGCCAAUGGCAGCGAUCAGACCGGCGGUUGCGCAAGCAUCAAGAACGACAGCGGAGUUUUCUAGCGGCAAUCUGCGGAGCGAAAGUAUGAGCGGUGAUGGAGCCGCAGCGGCUGAUGCUACUAGAGAGUUAUUGAGCUGUGACCGAACCAUGGCGUCGUCCUCUGGCGCCUCCGGCGCAAGCGUGGAGCCGUCAAUGAAGCCGCCGACGGAUGACCGGAAAAGGAAGUCGAGGAGAGACUACAAUAAUGACCGCCAUGGCGAGGAUGUUGAAUAUGAAAUCAUGGAUAAGAAGAAAGAAAUUCGUGGAUCAACAGCUGCAAGAAAAGGUCGUGCUGCAGAGGUUCACAAUCUUUCAGAGAGGUUUAUAACGCAGAGACGUCGAGAUAGGAUAAACGAGAAGAUGAAGGCAUUGCAAGAACUCAUACCCCGAUGCAACAAGUCAGACAAGGCUUCAAUGCUGGAUGAGGCAAUUGAGUAUUUGAAAUCACUUCAGUUACAAGUGCAGAUGAUGUCCAUGGGAUGUGGCAUGGUCCCUAUGAUGUUUCCUGGUGUCCAGCAAUAUAUGCCAACGAUAGGGAUGGGAAUGGGAAUGGGUAUGGGCAUGGAUAUGGGUAUAGGGAUGGGGAUGGGCAUGAGUCGACCAGUGCUGCCAUUCCACUCGAUUUUAGCUGGUUCAGGCAUGCCUACACCAACUGCAGCAGCUCAUCUGGGUCCGAAGCUCCCUAUGCCAGCAUUUCAUUUACCGCCUGUUCCUACUGUUGGCCCAUCCAGAGGACAAGCAACCAACCAGUCAGACCCUGCAUCAAACUCCAUUGGCAUGCAGAAUCCCAGCCAGAUGCUAUUUCCCAACUUCCCUGACCCCUAUCAACACUAUUUUGGUCUCCACCAGAUGCAAGUUCCACCAACCUCAGAGUCAAGCCACGAUCGAGCCAAACACCAGCAAGGGAAUUGAAACUCCUGAAAACCACCAAUCUGGUUGAAAUGUUGAGCAGAUUGAUUAGAGAAACGCUCUGCCUACCAAAUUUUGUGGAUAACGUACCAGAGCAUUGAGCACCUCCUGAGUACACAGCCUGAGCAUCCACCCCUAACUGACUAAACUAUAGUUACAGCUAACUUGUAAAUAUUACUGCCAAAAAGAAUCUUGUAAUUAUUAAGUACCGGGUAAAGUCUCACUUUCUCCUUCCAUAUUACUAUUUACUAAUUGAAAGGAACAUGCAUUUGUAAGAGGAGAAAGGGAAAAAAUAGAAUUUUUGGUAACAAGGUGUCAAUUGGCUA
Nelumbo nucifera (sacred lotus) is the source of this 2208-nucleotide messenger RNA. RefSeq names its product transcription factor PIF1-like. Lineage: Eukaryota; Viridiplantae; Streptophyta; Magnoliopsida; Proteales; Nelumbonaceae. Gene Ontology annotation, molecular function: protein dimerization activity; DNA-binding transcription factor activity. The record is from RefSeq and is a predicted model, not a curated record. Gene Ontology annotation, biological process: regulation of DNA-templated transcription.